AUGGCUGGCACAUCAUUUUCAUCACAACAGCUUGACGUGAUCUGUACAGCGCUCUAUCAAGCAAAAGAUGGUGAUCAACUUGUGCACCUCUUUCGCGAUAUGGAUUCACAAGUUUUCUGUUCAGAAUGGACGUCUCAGCCUGUUCGAAUAGCGUACAUCUACGCCCUCUAUCACUCCGGAAACUACGAUCGGCUAUUUGAAGUGAUUGGCAGGUCACGGUUUGAUGAGCGCUACUAUAAAGAAUUGCAAGAAAUCUGGUACAAAGCGCGAUAUAAGGAGAACGAAUCCAAGCGAGGUAAAGAGCUAGGUGCUGUUGAAAAGUAUCGCCUUCGAAGGAAGUAUCCGCCUCCGCGGAGUAUUUGGGAUGGGCAGGAGACUAUCUAUUCUUUUAAAGAAAAUAGCAGGAAGUAUUUAAAGCAGUUCUACAAACAGAAUCAGUAUCCUACUCUCGACCAGAAGAAAGAGAUUUCCAGAGCAACUGAUCUGGAAAUUGUUCAGAUUUCCAACUGGUUCAAAAAUCGUCGACAAAGGGACAAAACGCGAUUGGAGUGUGCGCAUUACAACCGGCCACAAAUGAUGCAGUUGCAAACGCUUGCCUAUUCGAAUCUCCCACUGAAUAUGAACAUCAACAUGCCAUAUUCAUGUAAAUCAGAAUAA
Molecule: messenger RNA, 657 nt
Organism: Cylicocyclus nassatus
Lineage: Eukaryota; Metazoa; Nematoda; Chromadorea; Rhabditida; Strongylidae
Source: the annotation of a GenBank genome assembly